AUGGGAAUUACUGAGCACUCUACCGAGACAACAAAUGCAUUGGGAAAAGCUUCACUUAUUCAAUUGAUAGUAACAGGAAUGCUAUUUGGUCUUAUUCACGUUUUAACAGGUCCUGACCAUUUGAGUGCCUUGGCGACAUUGUCCGCCGGUUCUUCGUGGCGUUCAUUUGCACUUGGAAUACGAUGGGGUUGUGGUCAUAGUAUUGGAUUGAUUGUAAUGGCUAUUAUCUUUAUUGCAUUGGAUGGAAAAUUGGAUUUUUCGGUCUUGAAUAUUGUUACGGAUGUGCUUGUGGGGGUCUUUAUGAUUGCAUUGGGGAUCUAUGGAGUACAUGAAGGUGUGAAAAAAUCUAGACAGAGUCAAAGACGAGGAGGUUCACGAAGAAAAAGAAAAAAUGAAAAGGAUACGAAGAAAACUAAUGGGGUGCAGGAGGAAAGUAAAGAUAAUGACGUAGUAGAGAUGGAGACGAAAGUGGAAACGGACACGGACUCGGUUGUAAUACCCAGUCAGACGUUGCUGAAAGAAGACGCGACGAGAUCGAACGACGAGAUCUCAGUGACUUUUAGUGAUGAGGACAUGAUGAUGCCAAGAAGGUUGGAGGAUAUGAAGAAUGUAAAGACAAUUGAUGAUGAUGUUGAGAACGAUGCAAUUGUCGUUGAUGUGAAAAUGUCACUAAAACAACCUUCAGGUAAAGCAGACACAGAUACUAGUCCAUGUGGGAGUGUAGUGGCGCUGGAGGAACUAUUGUCGUAUCGUAAUCAAUCUAGCGAUGAAACGGAUUCCGAGAUGGAAGGAGCGAAACGAGGCACUGGACCCAUGUGCUGCGGCUUGAAACUACCGACGAUCGACUUUCAGAACGCGCAGACGCAAAAGUGCACUGCGUUGGUAGUAGGAAUCAUUCAUGGAAUUGCAGGACCAGGUGGUAUUCUCGGUGUAUUGCCUGCAGUGGGGCUGCAUAAUACGAUCAAGUCGUUCACAUACUUGGGUUCUUUUUGUUUGACAUCUAUUCUCGCGAUGGGUGGCUUUGCCGCUGGGUACGGUGAAGCAACAGGUCGGCUUGGUGAACGUUCGGAGCUGCUGGCUUUCCGUAUAUCUAUCUUCUCGUCCAUGCUCUCAGUAAUUGUGGGUAUUUUGUGGCUAGUCUUAGCUGCCAUUGGCAAGCUUCAGGAAAUUUUUGGGUAA
This is a messenger RNA of Peronospora farinosa, 1179 nucleotides long. Lineage: Eukaryota; Oomycota; Peronosporomycetes; Peronosporales; Peronosporaceae. The record is from the annotation of a GenBank genome assembly.